Messenger RNA from Biomphalaria glabrata, 1543 nucleotides. RefSeq names its product peptidyl-prolyl cis-trans isomerase 5-like. The record is from RefSeq and is a predicted model, not a curated record. Lineage: Eukaryota; Metazoa; Mollusca; Gastropoda; Planorbidae. Gene Ontology annotation, biological process: protein peptidyl-prolyl isomerization; protein folding. The coding region runs from base 173 to 790 and encodes 205 amino acids. The transcript is spliced from 4 exons. Gene Ontology annotation, molecular function: peptidyl-prolyl cis-trans isomerase activity. Gene Ontology annotation, cellular component: intracellular membrane-bounded organelle.
CACUUCGAGGCUGCCACGAGUACAAUUCUGCAACUCUCUGAGACUGCAGUUCUAUUUAGAACAAGCCACGCACUUCUCGCGUACUUGACUAUCAGCCCUACAUGUUAGAGUCUAGAUUACAGUUGUAACUUUUAAGUACCCACUGAAGUGUAUCGAUACGUCAGCUCUGAAGAUGAAUACAAUAAUAUCUAUAUGUUUAGUUAUAUGUGUUUCGAUAACUUUUGGAGAUGACCGAGUGCAGGUCACUGACAGAGUUUCUUUUAAUGUCUCCACUGGAGGAGAGUACAUAGGAACUAUUGUAAUUGGUGUUUUUGGAAAUCUCGUUCCUAAGACUGCUAGGAACUUUGUGGAGCUUGCAGGUCAUACCAAUGGUUAUGGUUAUGAAGGAAGCAAAUUUCACCGUGUUAUUGCUGAUUUUAUGAUUCAAGGUGGAGACUAUGACAAAAAAGAUGGCUCUGGGUUCAAGAGUAUUUGGGGUGGUUAUUUUGAUGAUGAAAACUUCACACUUAAACAUAACAAUGCUGGCUGGGUCAGCAUGGCUAAUGCUGGAAAAAAUACAAAUGGUUGUCAGUUUUUCAUCACAAUGAAGUCCACACCAUGGCUGGAUGGCCAUCACACAAUCUUUGGUAAAGUGUUGGAAGGUCAAGAUGUGGUGAAAAAAAUUGGAGAAGUUAAGACUGAUUCAUCUGAUAGCCCAGUUGAUGAUGUCAUCAUUUCCAAGUCUACUGUAGAAUCAGUCAGGGAUGAAUACAUUUUUGUUGAUACUAAUCAAGACAUUGAAAAUUAUUAGUGAUGAGCUGAAUAUGUGAAAAAAAAAACAACAAAGAAAAACAUUAUAUAUGGUACUAUGGUAACAUCUUUUUAUACAGUAUUUACUAAAUCUUUAUACAAACUGUAUUUAAAAAAAGAUAUUUAUAACUAAUAAAUUGCUUUUUAAAAAUAGAAUUUUUAUACUACAUUUCCUUUGAAAACAUAGUAUGGUAGUUAGGCAUUUGUUUUUAGAUUUGUAGCAGGUGUAAUUAUUAUUAUUAAUAGGUUAAACAAAAUAAUAAAUUGCUUACUAUAAACAACAAAGGUGAGAACUGUUUUAAAUACAUUAUUUUUCUUUAGUAAAUAAAAAUGUUUUUUGAAUUUUAUAAUCACACAGACCAUAUGUAAUAAAAACUACAUGGCCAAUAGUCAAUGUAAUAUCUAGAUUGGUUUAAAAAAUAAUUUCGUUAUGCAAAAUUCUUAACAAUUUCUGUAACUGUUUGUACGUUAUGAUUCUGUCUUAAGUUUGUCAUUAUUAUGUCUCAUAUCGUGCCUUGUAAGUCCAUAUCAUUUUAUACUGUAGGACUGUACCUUGACUUAACAAAAUAUAUACAAAAUAAUUAUUUUAUAAAAUUUACAAUAUGUUUUUUAUAACAAUUUUUUGCUAAAACCUUUUUGUUAUACUUCUGCAGUAUUGUUUUCAUUUGUAAAAUGUUUACACAUUUGUUUACAUAAAAGCAUUGUUUUGCAUUAUUUCAAAUAUAAAAUUAAAAGACAUUCUUUUACAUGGUUA